Molecule: messenger RNA, 1416 nt
Organism: Tauraco erythrolophus (red-crested turaco)
Lineage: Eukaryota; Metazoa; Chordata; Aves; Musophagiformes; Musophagidae
Source: RefSeq, a predicted model, not a curated record
CCCGGCGUCGAGUUUGUGGUCGACUCCGAAGGGCAGUAUCAGGCCUCGGUGCGCUGGAUCUCAAGGAGGACAGAAGCCUUAAUGAAACACUUGCAGAGCAACAACAUUAAACUGUUACUGUCGAGCGUGAAGCAAGAGGAAGUAGUUAUCUACUAUGCAAAAUUAUACGGUGUGUCUGUGGUAGAGAGCUUAUCGUCGGAAGAAAUGGCCCUUAUCUGUGAAAUCACAGGAGUCUCGCCUUACGCUCCUUUUGGUGAUAACGUACACAAAGAAAUCACUGAAAUUGCAGUGGCAACGUUCUGCCAGCCCUUGCUGCUCGGCUCAAAGAGAUGCGUUCACAUCGGCUUCACCAGUGUGUGCGCCUUUCAGCCCCAUUGCCUAAUUCUUUGUGGGCCGGUCGAUGGUGUUAAUGAGCAACACGCUGCUGCUUUACAAGGGGCGUUUACAAUGCUGCAGCAGCUAUUUAAAAGAGUUCAUCAGAGAGAGGAAUGCAAAGCAGAAGGUGAAAGCCAGAACAAAACCGCAGAUGUUUGCAGCUGGCAUUCUUCAGCUACUCAGAAGCAACUCGUAACAGAAAAUAUUUCUUGUAACAGUAGUCAGGUUUCUGAAGGACAGCUGAAAACACAAAGGGACGAAACAGAGACACAAAUUGUAGACCCUGACUUGCAGGGAAGUGAAAAUCCAGCAUGUGUGCAAACAAACUUGCAAAUACCCUCAAAUCCCAUCUCAAACAUCAAAGAAUUCAGUGUUGCCAUUGAAGGAGAUGGCUCUUCAAGAGACUUACAGAAACCCAAUGCAAAAUGCGAGCAUCCAGGUGACGUGCAGGAGAGCUAUAAAAGUGAUUUAUUUGUGGACAAUCAAAGCAGUUACAGCACUGCUGUAUCAGCAGCACAUGAUGCUAAUAUAGUCAUUGCGUGUGAACACCUAUGUGUUGGCAAAGAUCUAGAGAAAACAAGUUGCAAUAUAGUCCCAUUUCAACAUGAAAAGAGUUGUGUAAGUGUUGCACAGAAUUAUUCGGACUCCCUCAUAGAAGCAGGAUCAGUUUUGCCAGUAGGAGGUUACUUUGAAGUCCUGUUACAUUAUUACAUUCAGUACUAUGCAAAAGACUUUCAGCAGUCAGAGGUAACUGUCGUAUCUAAUGUAGUUGCCGAUGCUUUGCUAAGUAUUCCCAAGUCCUUAUACAGGACAACAGGACGGAACAGCUUUACCAAAUUCUAUCUCAAAGCCGUAAAUGCACUCAGAAAAAAUCAGCCACUGCCUAUGACCGAGAAGGGCUUAGAAUUGGUGUAUUGCAAAUACCAGUUAGUCAUUUCAGUUCUUCAUUGUGUUAUGGACCUUCUCUCCAUAGAUUUGAUAAUUGGUGUUAAGCGGCCACUGCAGAAAAUUGAGGAUAACAACUUGGAAGAUGACUUCUGA